AUGGUGUGCGUGCUACUAAUGGAUGCAACGGUGGCAAGCACUACAGAACUGGAUCCGUAUCAGGUUCUUGGUGUCACCAGAAGCGCAAGCCAAGCGGAAAUCAAGAAGGUGUACAAACGCCUGGCCAAAGAAUGGCAUCCUGAUAAAAACAAAAAUCCAGAAGCAGAAGACAUGUUCAUCAAGAUUACCAAAUCUUAUGAGAUCUUAUCAAAUGAGGAGAAGAGAGCCACCUACGAUCGCUAUGGACAAAUGGAUAGCACUCAUCCCUAUAGUCACAGCCACCGUGGGUUCCGGCACUUUCACGACAACUUCUUCUUUGACGAAUCGUUCUUCAACUUUCCCUUCAAUGAUAAGGGUGGCCGGGACUUUGCCGACAGCAAAUACACAUUGCACUUCAACCAGUAUGUGAAUGAAGUGGUGCCUGACAGCUUCCGGAGGCCUUACUUGAUCAAGAUCACCUCGGACUGGUGCUUCAGCUGCAUCCAUAUCGAACCUGUCUGGAAAGAAGCUGUGCAGGAAUUGGAACCGCUAGGGAUUGGAAUUGGUGUGGUUGAUGUUGGUUACGAGCGCCGUUUAGCUAAUCACUUGGGUGCACAUCAAACUCCAUCCAUUCUUGGUGUCGUCAAUAGCAAAGUGACGUUUUUCCACUAUGCUGUUGUAAAGGAGCACCUGAUGCAGUUUGUGGAAGACUUGUUGCCACAGAGACUGGUCGAAAAGGUAACAGACAAGAACAACCCAGAGUUUCUGAAGAGUUGGCAUGAGCUGAACAAGCCACAUGUUCUCCUGUUUGACCAAGUGCCUUCAGUUCCUCUACUUUAUAAGCUGACGGCAUUUGCUUAUAAGGAUUAUGUGCACUUUGGGUAUGUGGAUCAGGGCCUUUCUGAAACCACCGAUCUGCUCAGAAAAUUCAACAUAAACACUUAUGCGCCAACCAUGCUUGUCUUCAAAGAGGAUGUAGAGAAGCCUGCAGACAUUAUACAGGCCAAAGGGAUGAAGAAACAGAUAAUAGAUGAGUUCAUCUCCAACAACAAGUUCCUUCUAGCCCCUCGUCUAGUGAACCAGAAGCUAUUUGAUGAGCUUUGUCCUGUCAAACAGUUCCAUCGACGCAGGAAAUUUUGUGUUAUGCUCAUUACUGGUGAAGAAGAGUCCUUUGCCACAGGAAAUGAAGCCUUCCUCUCUCUAGCCUCUGCUAACACCAAUGAGGUGCUCCGGUUUGCAUAUGUCUACCAGCGACAUCAGCGACCACUAUGUGACAUUCUCCUAAAAAACAAAGACGGUGCACCACAGCCUACAACACAGGUGGUGAUUUUGGAGAGGCGUAACAGUGCUGGUAAAGUCCUGUAUAAGCCAGUGCUGGGAGGAUGGAAUGGCAGUAAGGAAGACAAACACAAGCUCUUGGAGGAACUAGAAAGACUGCAGAAAGAUCCAUCUAUCCUCAACUAUGAUGCCAUCCUGCCCAAGCUCAACAAUGAAUUCGCCUCGAUGUUUUUAAUCAGAUGGAUUAACACAGCAUAUGACUACUUGUCUCAAAUUAUUGAUGAUCUUCUUCACAAUAACUGGCGUGAGAUUAUGCCCCUUUUGUCUUUGAUAUUCUCUGCGCUCUUCAUUUUAUUUGGCACUGUAAUAAUCCAGGCUUUCAGUGAUUCAAGUGAGGAAAAACAGCCCAAACCAAAAGUAAAAGAGUCAUCCAAGAGCGAGAAUGGAUCACCAAGCACCUCUAACACAUCCAGUCGCCCACCGAGGAAGAGCUUUGUGGAAGUGACAGAGUUGACUGAUAUCACAUACACCAGUAAUCUGGUGAAGCUGAGGCCGGGUCAUAUCAACGUUGUCCUGGUUCUCACUGACGCAACCAAGAACAUCCUGCUUAGCAAGUUUGCCAAAGAGGUUUAUUCAUUCACUGGGAGUUUGACACUCCACUUCUCCUUCCUAAAUGUGGAUAAACACAACGAAUGGAUGGCAGCCGUGCUUGAGUACGCCCAGGACGCCAUGCAGAUCGACACGGACGAAGACGAUUUGGCCAGCCGCAAAGUAGACUACACAGGCUACGUCCUGGCCCUCAAUGGCCACAAGAAAUACCUGUGUCUUUUCAAGCCAGUCUACACAGGUGAAGACCUGGAAAGCAAACUGGAGGAGGAAGGAGGAGGUUCGAGGUCCAGAAAGGGCAUGAUGCGGUCUCGGUCCACAACUCUUCAGAUCCACCACAAACUGGACCGACUCGGGCUUUGGAUGGAGCGACUACUGGAAGGGACGCUGCCCAGGUACUACGUCCCAGCCUGGCCUGGUCUGGACAAGAUAACAGUCAAUAAAUAGAGUAUGAUGGGAGCUGAAAUGCAUUUGCUAGAGUCAAUAACACCUCUGGUUUAAUUUGAAGCACUGAAGACCUCUUGAUGCACAGCCAGGCGUGAUGCUGCACAAAGUGCAGCUGUACUUUAUAUGUUCUUAAGUCGAAUAUACGUAAUAAGACUUUGCAAAAGGCCUCUCUGUGGAAGGGUUACAUUUACAUAAACAUUUUGCAGACACUUUCAUCUAGGGGUGCAUUCCCCAAAAGCAUCGUUAGCCAACUAAGGUUGCAAGUUCCUUCAUUACCAACAUAGUUUUUUGUAAUUUUGUGUCUCCCGAAACUGUAGUUCCAACGAAUAUUCGCAAACAGCAUCACACAGUUGUGUGGUUGGAACCACACCUCUCCACCUGUUAUCAAACAAGGUUCCUUUCAGAGAACACAGCACAUGUGUUUGUUAACGCAUAAGUGCCGUUUAUAUGUUUUUGAAAAGUGCGCAUGUGCUCAAGUGCGUCGGGGGAUCCCUGAAGUCUGAUGUAGAGGGAAAUCCUACUAUUGCAAUGCAAUGCAUCUGUAGCAUUACACAGUGCAUGCCGCUUUCAUGUCUUCUACAGCUUUCUCACAUUAAACGUCUUUCUGGUGUACGUCUAAAUGAGCUAUUAUCAUUUGAGAAUUGCGGAAAUUAUUACUCCACCCCCUGCGUAACUUAUACUGUUGAACCGACAUGGUUCAAACAAUGGAUGUGUGUAAUAGUUACUACAGUUUCGGGAAACAGUCUAGUUAAUUUCUCCAACGAUGCAUCGUACUAUAGUAGUUAAGCAGUGAGUUACGUUGUUGUACGGGAAACACACCUCAGAGCGACUUUAGCCCAAAGUAUACUUUGGUU
Messenger RNA from Xyrauchen texanus (razorback sucker), 3164 nucleotides. RefSeq names its product DnaJ (Hsp40) homolog, subfamily C, member 16 (gene dnajc16). The record is from RefSeq and is a predicted model, not a curated record. Lineage: Eukaryota; Metazoa; Chordata; Actinopteri; Cypriniformes; Catostomidae.